Molecule: messenger RNA, 5939 nt
Organism: Odocoileus virginianus texanus
Lineage: Eukaryota; Metazoa; Chordata; Mammalia; Artiodactyla; Cervidae
Source: RefSeq, a predicted model, not a curated record
CCGGGGGCUGUAGUGACCGCGCCGCUCCUGCUGGGGGGCUGCCCACGCCAAGGACCUGCCUCUGUGGUCUCCGCCGCCGCCCAGGGUUCUAGUAUUUCUGAUGCAUGAGAGCUGCUUAUUCAUUAAGGAAUACUGAUUGAAUCGCAGUUCCUGUGUUGCUGUGACUUCUCAUGCCCAUAUCAGAAACAUGAGCCUUGGAAACCCACUAAGAUCAGAUACACAGUGUAAAGCAAGUUGUAUUUUUAUCGAGUUGGACGAGUGUACUUCAUGCUCUGCCCAUCAUCAUUAAAGGGACCGUAAAGAACCAAGUGUAUCUGAGAGCACAUUAAAGAGACAUCUCUACUGUUCCACAUUUGACUUGAAGCCAAAGGCCAGCCGCAGUAAACACCAAGCAUUUCAUCACAAAUUUCGUUUCCCUGGCAACAACAUCCCCCAAGAUGGCAGAGGAGAGCAGCAGUACCAGGGACUGCGUGUCCUUCAGCGUGCUCACCUGGGACCAGGUGAGCCGUCUGCACGAGGUCCUGACUGAGGUGGUACCCAUCCACGGACGAGGCAACUUCCCCACCUUGGAGAUCACACUCAAGGACAUCGUGCAGACUGUCCGUGGCCGGCUGGAGGAGGCAGGCAUCAAAGUGCAGGAUGUCCGGCUGAACGGCUCUGCGGCCGGCCAUGUCCUGGUCAAAGACAACGGGUUGGGCUGCAAAGACCUGGACCUCAUCUUUCACGUGGCUCUGCCCACAGAGGCCGAGUUUCAGCUGGUCAGGGAUGUGGUGCUGUGCUCUCUGCUGAACUUCCUGCCGGAGGGCGUGAACAAGCUCAAGAUCAGCCCCACGACCCUGAAGGAGGCCUACGUCCAGAAGCUGGUGAAGGUGUGCACGGACACGGACCGCUGGAGCCUCAUCUCCCUCUCCAACAAGAACGGGCGCAACGUGGAGCUCAAGUUCGUCGACUCCAUCCGGCGCCAGUUCGAGUUCAGCGUGGACUCGUUCCAGAUCAUCCUGGACUCCCUGCUUUUCUUCUACGACUGCUCCGGCCAUCCCCUGUCCGAGCAGCUGCACCCCACGGUCAUCGGGGAGAGCGUGUAUGGGGACUUCGAGGAAGCCCUGGACCACCUGCAGAACAGACUCAUCGCCACCAAGAACCCCGAGGAGAUCCGGGGCGGGGGGCUGCUCAAGUACAGCAACCUGCUGGUGCGGGACUUCCGGCCCACCGACCAGGAGGAGAUCAAGACCCUGGAGCGCUACAUGUGCUCCCGCUUCUUCAUCGACUUCCCCGACAUCCUCGAGCAGCAGAGAAAGCUGGAGACCUACCUGCAGAACCACUUCGCCGAGGAGGAGAGGAGCAAGUACGACUACCUCAUGACCCUGCGCAGGGUGGUCAACGAGAGCACCGUGUGCCUCAUGGGCCACGAGCGCAGGCAGACCUUGAACCUCAUCUCGCUGCUGGCCCUGCGCGUGCUGGCCGAGCAGAACAUCAUCCCCAACGCCACCACCGUCACCUGCUACUACCAGCCCGCCCCCUACGUCAGCGACGGCAACUUCAACAACUACUACGUGGCCCACCCCCCGCUCACCUACAGCCAGCCCUACCCCACCUGGCUGCCCUGUAACUAACCUCGAGACCCGAGGGUUUCCGCAGCGGGGAGUCCCCCUCCACCCCCCACCCCGGGUAGGGCAGGGCUCUCAGUUAGGGGAGCCUCCUUCUAGAUGUAGGUGUUUGGCUUUUAAAGCGGAACUCAGCUCUGAUUCGGCUUUUUUUUUUUUUCCUUUGUGUGCCCAUUGGAAUGGGUCUCCAGUGUAUCAUGAGCCAAUUGUAAAAGGACCUGCUAUUCCAGGGCCACUUUGGAAAAGGCUAUAGGAAGUAUGACCUCUCCACAUCUUUCCAAGACAAAGACACUAACACGCCACGUCCUGAACGUCUGAGCUCCGGGCAGUUGUUGAGAUUGGGAAGCACGUGGGCAGUGCGAGAGGUGCCUCAGUUGCUGGGCUCCUCACUGGAGCCUAGGGGAGGCGAUGUCGGAGGAGCCCUCACUUGGAAUUCUCAGCACUUAGUGUGAAAGUCGUGUGGAUGGUCUUAUUUUCUUGUAUCUGUUUUAGUCAGGCAGAAAAAAAUGAUAAACAUGAGGGUGCUCUUGUGCCUUAAUUUUUUGUUCAAGGGGCUAAACUGCGUAUGUUUAUUCUCUGUCAGUGGAGCUGAGGAUUUGUCUCCUCGAUAAACCAAAGCCGAUAGCUGGAGAAUUUAUGAUCUGGUGGGAUAUGGUUUAUGGUUUAGAUGCUAUGCUAUCUCGAGGAAUUGUGAGGAAUUGCUGAGAGAAAAAAAAAAAUGACCUUUUCUUGAAAUGUAACUUGAAAAACAAAAUAAAAAUGUGCAACUUAACGUUAAGUAGAAUUGUGGUGGUGGUGGGGGGUGAUUGUAAAUAGGAAACGUGAAUGUUCAAUCUUUCUUUUCUUAAGUAAGGAAUUCUUGUUGAAUGACACUUCCUCCUGUUUAUCAGCUCAUCACUUUUGUUUUGCUCUUCCCAAGACGAAGGACGGUGCCGAGUCUAGAGUCAUUGACACGAGGGGCUUCCCAUGUUUUAAUUGGAAACCCAUUCUGGUCACAUUCCAAGUUUGACUGGCUGUUUUUUCUGGAGUACUUUGGCUGAUUUUUGUUUUUGUUUUUUCUUUUCAAAAAGUAGUGGUUUCCUUCCCCAGGCUUUUUGGACAGCAGGUGAAUUGCAGGAAUGUCAGUAGAUCAGAGUGACCUGUGGAAUGGGCCGCACGUGUGCAGACUGUACUGCUCACACAAGCACCAGGUACUCGGAACCUGGUUUAAAAUUGCUUUAGAUUCGCACCUGCCGUCCCUGUGCUGUGUGGGAGGUGGAUGCUCCUUCCAUCGGUGGGGCCUCGUGUACGAGCAAGCCCCCAAGGCACCUCGAGAGGAUUAUUUCUGGUGUAUUUGGGAAGAAUUGAGAGAAUGAAGAAGAAUCUUCCUUACGCUGGUAGAUUGACCAUACUUGUUUAUACUCGCACUUUAGAAGGAAAACAGUGUUAUUCUCUAGUCUGAAGCAAGCUUAGUAAAUGGGAGAAUUCUAGGCUACUGUUGCUUUCCCAGUAGGUUUAGAUAAGGGACUUUGUGUUUUGAAGCUUUUUGUGGGAUCUCUUAGAAAGCAUCACUUUAGGGUUAUCAAGGGCAGAGAAACACCAUGUUGCCAGCCAGCUUGGUUUCUUAUGUGAUUUAAUCAAAUCCAUGCUCCUGAUUUUGGUGUUUUCCUGUGGCCAUAAAAACCCCAAGCCCUGAGUGAUUGUUUUCUCCUUGCUUGAAGCAAUGAAGUUACCGUAAUGUUUAGUAGAAAAGGAGUGGUUUACCUUUUUCUAAAGAUUAUAUUUUCAGGGUUUUUUGUUGUUGUUCUUGUUGUUGUUCUGGAAUGUGAUGUCUUGGUCCUCUGGAAAGCAGAUCAAGUGUGACUGAAACCCAGGGCUUAGUUGGUAUCCCUGUUGUGGACAAGGCGAAUAGAAGCCACUUCUUAGUGUAACCAGCUCCUGUUGCCUGUGAGCCGAUAGUUACAGUCGAAUCCGCUGGCUUUUGAGUCAAGACUGGUUCUGCAUGGAGCGGGCCCUGGGGUGCUUCAGUGUUAAAAAGGGCAAUGAAGAGUGAACCCCAGCUUUAAAAACUAUGUGAUCAUCCACGUCGUUAAAAGGCUGCCAUUGUGGUCAGUUGGCAACAUGUUUGCACAAAGAUAACAGAUCUGUUUAACCAAAGCUUUGAAAUGUGAUGAAGCCGCCAACAUAAGCACUUGCUCACAGAAGUCAGUAUUGCUUCCACUGGAAGGCUCAUGGAUCAGGGUAACCAGGGUCCAGAUUGAAGAUGGGGUCAGAACUGCAUCAAGUAAUUAAAUUUCCAGUUUGUCCUUGGAGUUCUUUCUACUUACCUUUUUUCUUCUUGUCUGGUACUAGUCCUUUAAGGAUGAAAGGAGGCACAGAAGUUGCUAGAAAUCUCAAGCCCCUGAGUUCUUUACCACCACUGCACGAUUGCCCUUCACCUGAAGUUCUUAGUCAGCCCAGCCGUUUUGAAGUUUGAGAGCAGACCUGUGUUCUAGAACCACCAGGGUAAAAAAGUGCACUCACCGAAGCUAUCUCUGGCCUGCUUCGGAAUAAACCAGGUAACCUUGAAUUUCAGGUGUCUGGAAAUUCUAGCUGGAACCUGCCUUUCGUGCUGCUCGCACAAGCACCAGGUACUCAGAACCUGUACUGAGUCCACCGGUUCCUCUUCUUUGUGUGUUGAGUAAUGUGAAACUUGGCAGGGGCCAAGGGCACUAGAGUUCAAGUGCAAGUUAUAAUAUAAACACAGGCAGCCUCACUUUUGCUUCAGGGCUCUGAGCAGUUUUCUGAUGCUUUUUGCAGGCAUGCAGCUUGUUAGCCCAGCCUGCUUCUUGGAGUCAGGUUGAGCAGCCGCGGUAUUAAAGCAGUACCUUUCCCCCCUUGUGUUGGCGGAAGAGGACGCAUCAAAUUCCUGGCCUCUAGCUUCAUCUCACCUUUAAAUCUUCCCUUGGCAGUGGGAUGCUGUUCCUCACUCCAUAAUUUCAGCUCUGAAACCAAACUGCAUCACUGACACCUUCAGAUCAGGGUUCCUGCUGACUGCAUGUGGGAGGUGGCAUGGCUCACAGCUGGGGGGACCUGGCAGGUGGGGAGAUGUGGGUAGGAAAGAUGCUAGGUUCCUAGUAUGUGGUAACAGAUGUGGUUUGGCAUUCAAGGUUUGUUUUUGUUUUUUUUUUUCCCCAGUUUGACUUUUUUUUACCCCGUGGGGAUUAGAGUCACAGGAGAGCUGUGUGUGAACCUGUGUUUUGUGGUGAUGCAUUAGUAAUGAAGUUGCUAAAACCCCAGAUCUUCUUGUCUUUCACCCUCUGCUAGCCCCAGUCCAUUAGCUUCACAGUAGAUUACAACUAGUACUGCUUUGUGAACUUUGGGAAGUGGUGCCACUCAAAAGCGACCUCCUAACUUUAGGAACACCUCGUUUUCAGUUAACCUUCUGGUCCCGGUGCCUUGUUUUAGGAUGCAACUGGAUUCUGAGCUCAAACUUCCUCUUCCAGAGAACAAAUGAGAGUUUUGUAGUUGUGAGCAGAGACCCUGAUGCUCCCCAGGGAAGCUGCUUCCUGGGUGUCUGACUGGGGCUCCACACUGGGGAAGAACCCUUGCGGUGGACUCUGUGAGGUGGAAGAGCUUCCAGUUGCCAAGGUUGGGUUUGGCUUUUUCAUCUGGCAGAGACCAGAAUGUCACAGCUGACUUUGGAACAUACUCUGGUUUGGCCAGUUCCAUUCAGAGCACCGGUGGAGGGGUGUGUAGCAGGGGAUAUAUUUAAAAAGAUCAAGCAGCCUUUCAGGAUUAUUUGUGGAGACUUACAAGGUGAGGAUCAGGAAAGAAAAUGCUUUUUUUUGUGAGGUCAAAUUCUAAAUCUUGUUUACCUAUCACUUAAAAAAUAGUUUUAAGUGGAAGCAAAAGAAAAUGCUUAGAGUUUUGCCUGGGCUAGUGGGAGUUGGUGCAAAUCGUCAAGGGUGUUUGCAUAGGAAGGUGAGAAAACCAUCCACUAAAGAGGAAGUCGUUAAAUAAUAUGGAUCUCUGGGCAUUUUAAAACUCAAGCCAUCUGGUCUUUUUUUUUUUUUUUUUUUUAGCAAAUUAAAAGAAAAAUUGCUGCUUUAGGAAAAUUAAGUCUUUAUCCAUUAAUUUCCAAAUUACUAUAGAUGAAAAGAUACAAAUUAGACUAAAUUGAAAGAUUUUUGUAAUUCUAUUCUUGCAUAGCCUUUCCAAUAUUAAUCUCUUAGGUUGUGUGAGGUUUCCUCUUUGGUGUAAUGGCCACUGACCUUCUCAUGGGAUGCAGGUGAAAUCACUUGUCAAUGCAAAAUGUGUUAGAACUUGAUGAAAUAAAGCUUUGAGUUUGAGAAAUAAAGAUUUAUUUAAAAAGAC